Dothidotthia symphoricarpi CBS 119687 is the source of this 247-nucleotide messenger RNA. RefSeq lists its product as uncharacterized. The transcript has a single exon. NCBI's taxonomy places the organism in Eukaryota, Fungi, Ascomycota, Dothideomycetes, Pleosporales, Dothidotthiaceae. The record is from RefSeq and is a predicted model, not a curated record. The coding region runs from base 57 to 212 and encodes 51 amino acids.
GAUGAUUGAUUGGACUAACUUUUUCUAUUACAGCCAUUUAAUAAUUCGGAUUGAAGAUGUUUAAUAUUUGGCACAAUUACUCAAGAUAUAAAGACCUCUUCAUGGCGAGGUACUCGAGCGUUUUAGACGAAGCGAGUAGAGGCAAGUUAGAUAUGCAUAAACCUGCAGCCAAAGUCAGGGAACAAGUGAAAACUAUGAAGAUGCUUAGUUGAUAUACCCCUCAGGCUACUACCUUUGUCGAUAGGAG